AUGGCCGGACCGCGCGCAGGAAACUCGAGGGCCAACGGCGCUGCCAACGGGGACACGUCCAACAACAAGCAAUCGCUCAACGAGCCCCUCGACAAGGAGCUCUACGGCGGAAACAAUGGCGACUACGUCAGUUCCAUCGCCGUUGCUGACGACGACGCCGACAUGGACGACGUGCAGCUGAACGGCCGGAGCCUUGUGGGCCAAUACACGGCAUCCAAGGAGAUGAUGAACGAGUUUGCGCAUGGUGAUGCCGGAGAGGCGGACAUCCUCGACAGUCGCGAGAAGCAGGCUCAGAUCGCAUCACGCGAGACCGACUACCAACGACGACGAUUCGACCGCGCCCUUUCUCCGUCGCGAGCGGACCCCUUCGCGAAGGAUGGCGAAGAUGGCGGCCAAUCGUACAAGGACGUGAUGAAGCAACGCGAGUUUGAGCGCGAAGAGGCGCGUGUGAAGAGGCUCAUCGAGGAGAGGGAGAGGGAGGGAGGCAACGAAGUCCUUGACCACAAGCCAACGCUCCAGGACGACGGAUCCGCCCCUGUCGAUGGCGACAAGACCCCACCCAUGAAGAAGACUCGCAAGAGGAGACGCUGGGACGAGAGCGGCGACGGCGAAACACCUGCGAUCAAAGAAGAGGCCGACGAGGCCACGGCAGAUGGCGAGCCCAAGAAGCGAUCGCGAUGGUCACCGGCACCCGAGGAAGAAAAGGCAGAAGACAAGUCUGCUGAGGCUGCUCAACCGGCUCGAUCGCGUUGGGAUACCACAGCUGUAGCCCCCGCCAGCGCCGCAACGCCUGCUCCCGCCACCAACGGCGCCCGUCCAGUCGCGCAGACGUUCGCAUUCGGCACCGAUAUCUCCAACCGCAACGCUCCCUUAUCCGACGAGCAGCUCGACAUGAUGCUGCCUGGUGAGGCUGAAGGUUACAAGGUCCUCGAGGCCCCUCCUGGGUACGAGCCAGUGCGGCGACCAGUGGGCAUGCCAGCACUUCCCACGGGAUACCAAGGCUUCUUGCUUCCGGAAGCAGACAACAGCUUGGCUGCCAUGGGCAAGCAGCUGCCCACAGAGAUUCCAGGUGUCGGUGAUCUUCAGUUCUUCAAGAACGAGGACAUGAAAUACUUUGGAAAGCUCACAGACGGUGCAGACGAGAACGACAUGACCGUCGAGGAACUCAAGGAGCGCAAAAUCAUGCGACUCUUGCUCAAGGUCAAGAACGGAACACCACCCAUGCGAAAGACCGCGCUUCGACAACUUACCGACAACGCCCGGCAGUUCGGUGCUGGCGCUCUCUUCAACCAGAUCUUGCCUCUCCUCAUGGAGCGCACCUUGGAGGAUCAGGAGCGACAUUUGCUCGUCAAAGUCAUCGAUCGUGUCCUCUACAAGCUCGACGACCUUGUUCGGCCCUACGUCCACAAGAUCCUCGUCGUCAUUGAGCCUCUCCUUAUCGACCAAGACUACUACGCCCGUGUCGAAGGUCGAGAGAUUAUUUCUAACCUUGCAAAGGCCGCUGGUCUCGCACACAUGAUCAGUACAAUGCGUCCCGAUUUAGACCACCAAGACGAAUACGUCCGAAACACCACCGCUCGAGCCUUCGCUGUCGUCGCAUCUGCCCUCGGUAUCCCCGCCCUCCUUCCCUUCCUCCGCGCUGUGUGUCGAUCCAAGAAGUCGUGGCACGCACGUCAUACUGGUGUGAAGAUUGUUCAGCAGAUCCCUAUCCUUAUGGGUUGUGCUAUUCUUCCUCACCUCAAGGGACUUGUGGAGUGCAUCGGCGACAACCUGAAUGACGAACAGCCAAAGGUCCGCAUGGUCACAGCUCUUGCACUUGCAGCUUUAGCUGAAGCCGCGAGCCCGUACGGUAUCGAGUCAUUCGACGAUAUUCUGAACCCUCUCUGGACCGGAGCCCGUCGCCAACGUGGUAAGGCUCUUGCAUCCUUCCUGAAGGCGGUCGGUUAUGUCAUCCCGCUCAUGGACGAGGAGUACUCCAACUACUAUACCAGUCAGAUCAUGGAGAUCGUCAUUCGCGAGUUUCAAUCACCCGAUGAAGAGAUGAAGAAGGUCGUGCUCAAGGUCGUUUCUCAGUGCUCGAACACCGCAGGAGUAACCCCAGUCUACCUCAAGGACAAUGUUCUCCCUGAAUUCUUCAAGCACUUCUGGGUACGCCGCAUGGCUCUUGACAAGCGCAACUACCGACAAGUGGUGGACACGACCGUGGACCUGGCGCAGAAAGCUGGUGUUGCUGAGAUCGUCGGCAGGAUUGUUAACAACAUGAAGGACGAGAACGAAGCAUACCGCAAGAUGACUGUCGAGACUGUCGACAAGGUUAUCAGCACACUAGGAGCGCACGACGUCGACCAGCGUUUGGAAGAACAGCUAAUUGAUGGUGUGCUUGUUGCGUUCCAGGACCAAACCAUCGAGGACCCCAUUGUCAUCGACGGUUUUGCUACGGUCGUCAACGCACUGGGUGAGCGUACCAAGACCUAUCUCCCGCAGAUCGUCGCAACAGUUCUUGCUAGGCUCAACAACAAAUCCGCAACCGUCCGUCAGCAAGCAGCAGAUCUCAUCUCGCGAAUCACCUUCGUGAUGCAGAAGUGCGACGAGGACCCACAACUCAUCAAGCUUGCGCAGGCGUUGUACGAAUACCUUGGUGAGGAGUAUCCUGAGGUUCUUGGUUCCAUUCUCGGUGCUCUUCGUGCUAUCGUCACAGUCGUCGGUCUCCACGCCAUGCAACCGCCUAUCAAGGAUCUGUUGCCCCGCCUUACGCCCAUCCUUCGUAACCGACAUGAGAAGGUACAGGAGAACACCAUCGAUCUGGUAGGACGUAUUGCUGAUCGAGGUGCAAACUACGUCAACCCUCGUGAGUGGAUGCGUAUCUGCUUCGAACUCUUGGACAUGCUCAAGGCUCAUAAGAAGGGUAUUCGUCGUGCUGCCAACAACACCUUCGGUUAUAUUGCCAAAGCUAUCGGUCCCCAGGAUGUGCUGGCCACUUUGCUUGGUAACCUUCGAGUUCAGGAGCGUCAGUCCCGUGUCUGUACUGCCGUCGCCAUUGGUAUCGUCGCCGAAACUUGUGCACCCUUCACUGUCCUACCGGCUCUUAUGAACGAGUACCGCGUACCGGAGCUCAACGUACAGAAUGGUGUCCUCAAAUCAUUGUCCUUCAUGUUCGAGUACAUCGGCGAGAUGGCAAAGGACUAUGUCUAUGCCAUCACACCACUUCUAGAGGAUGCCCUCAUCGACCGAGAUCAAGUGCAUCGCCAGACUGCCGCUUCGGUCGUCAAGCACGUUGCUCUUGGCUGUGUCGGUCUCGACUGCGAAGAUGCGAUGAUUCACUUGCUCAACCUUCUUUGGCCAAACUUGUUCGAAACCAGUCCUCACGUCAUCGACCGCAUCAUCGAGGCUAUCGAAGGUGUCCGCAACGCGAUCGGUACCCCGCUUGUCAUGAACUACGUCUGGGCUGGUCUCUUCCAUCCAGCACGCAAAGUGCGAAACCCUUACUGGCGCAUCUACAACGAUGCCUACGUUCAGAACGCCGACGCCAUGGUCCCAGCUUUCCCAACUUUCGAGGAGGACGAGGUCAGGAGACAUGAGCUGGAUAUUUUCAUCUAA
Alternaria ethzedia is the source of this 3597-nucleotide messenger RNA. It is a transcript of the gene PRP10, whose product is annotated as U2 snRNP component prp10. Gene Ontology annotation, biological process: spliceosomal complex assembly. The record is from RefSeq and is a predicted model, not a curated record. Gene Ontology annotation, cellular component: catalytic step 2 spliceosome; U2 snRNP; U2-type prespliceosome. Gene Ontology annotation, molecular function: mRNA binding. The transcript has a single exon. Lineage: Eukaryota; Fungi; Ascomycota; Dothideomycetes; Pleosporales; Pleosporaceae. The coding region runs from base 1 to 3597 and encodes 1198 amino acids.